This is a messenger RNA of Acanthosepion pharaonis, 1086 nucleotides long. Lineage: Eukaryota; Metazoa; Mollusca; Cephalopoda; Sepiida; Sepiidae. The record is from the annotation of a GenBank genome assembly.
AUGUAUUCUUCCGCUGCAACCACGUAUUCUUCCGCUACACCGUUUGCAUCGUAUGUACGAGACAAGUUCCGAGGUCUUUAUAAUCUCGCACAACUUAUUUACAAGCCCAUCCCAGUUUAUUUAUAUCUCUUUAUUCUGUUAAUAUAUUUAUUCCUUUAUAUCAAUGUCCGCGUAUAUAUUCGUCUAACUGUGCAUCUGUACAUCUAUCUAUCUAUCUAUCUAUCUAUCUAUCUAUCUAUCUAUCUAUCUAUCCGUCCUUUUCAUAUCUAUCUAUCUAUCUAUCUAUCUAUCUAUCUAUCUAUCUAUCUAUCCGUCCUUUUCAUAUCUAUCUAUCUAUCUAUCUAUCUAUCUAUCUAUCUAUCUAUAUCUAUCUCCGUCCUUUUCAUAUCUAUCUAUCUAUCUAUCUAUCUAUCAUAUCUAUCUAUCUAUCUUCGUCCUUUCAUAUAUCUAUCUAUCUUCGUCCUUUUUAUAUCUAUCUAUCUAUCUAUCUAUCUAUCUAUCUAUCUAUCUAUCUAUCUAUCUAUCUAUGUCCUUUUCAUAUUCAUCUAUCUAUCUUCGUCUUUCAUAUCUAUCUAUCUAUCUUCGUCCUUUUCAUAUCUUAUCUAUCUAUCUAUAUCUAUCUAUCUAUCUAUCUAUCUAUCUAUCUAUCCGUCCUUUUCAUAUCUAUCUAUCUAUCUAUCUAUCUAUCUAUCUAUCUAUCUAUCUAUCUAUCCGUCCUUUUCAUAUCUAUCUAUCUAUCUAUCUAUCUAUCUAUCUAUCUAUCUAUCUAUCUAUCCGUCCUUUUCAUAUCUAUCUAUCUAUCUAUCUAUCUAUCUAUCUAUCCGUCCUUUUCAUAUCUAUCUAUCUAUCUAUCUAUCUAUCUAUCUAUCUAUCUAUCUAUCUAUCCAAAUAUAUUUAACCCAAUUAAAACACUUCUAUCUAUCUAUCUAUCUAUCUAUCUAUCUAUCUAUCUCUCCCACUCGCAGGUUGUACGGACAACGCCUGGUCUGCCAAAUACACAGCUUUGAUUUGAGCCUGCAGCAGAUCGUGACAUCACUUCCGGUGAAGAAGGCUGCCAAAAUGUCAGACAUAUCUUCUGAAAUAUGA